This is a messenger RNA of Tremella mesenterica DSM 1558, 4980 nucleotides long. RefSeq lists its product as uncharacterized. The coding region runs from base 1 to 4980 and encodes 1659 amino acids. NCBI's taxonomy places the organism in Eukaryota, Fungi, Basidiomycota, Tremellomycetes, Tremellales, Tremellaceae. The record is from RefSeq and is a predicted model, not a curated record. The transcript has 7 exons.
AUGAUGAGGGUGCGAGAUAUCAUCAUCCUUGGUCUUUUGAGAGGUUUGAAUCAAUCAUCUUCAAUAAAUUGGGGGAAGAUGAAGGAUAAGUUGGAAAAUGAAUCUGUAGUGAAUUUAUCUCAAUCGAAAGAUUUAUGGAUUUUAUUUGAAACUGUGGAGUUUGUAGAAGAUAGGAAGUUACUUUUGUUGGAUUGGAAGGUCCUAUCGGAUCCUCUGGAGAAACAUCUAUUCUUCACGCUUUCCAACUCUCCUACUCCUCCUAAACUCAUCAGUGAGAAUUUAGGAAACAGCAAUAUGGAGGAAGAAAUCCCCAUGCAAUUGGCCAAGACGAUGAGUAAGAUGUUAAUGGUUCUCAGUCGAGGAAAAGAGAGACAUCGGAUACUCGCUUUGGAUUGCGUGAAUAGAUGGACGGAUCUCACGCUUUGUCUGAGUAGAGAGCUCGAGAAGUCGCAAGAACAGAGUGGGACAGAAUCGAAGACUGAAGUCUUAAUACUUCUCAGUUCGACAAUUCUCGACAUCCUUUUAGAUUCAUCUCGAGCUCUAUCCUUCUCACCCGCUAUGACUCUGAAGACCUCUCACGGGCUCGGUAGGAAUACCACAACGAGUCACCCGAAUCCAUUCAGCGAGUCUUACCCUACGAUACACUGCCCCCAUCAAACAAUCAGCCCGACAACGUCUCGGGGAACCGCUAAUGUCUCUCUUAAGAUUCUAGAAAUACUGGCAUCAAUACCAAAAAGAAGUACACUGGAAUAUACGAAACUGCUUCAUGGCUCUUUAGACCUAAUAGAGUCUUCCGCCUCUCCUCAAGAGAUAACAGAUCUGAUGAAACGACUCAUGAUGCGACUCAUAUCUGAAGAGAAGAAAGCUUUCGUCUUGACGAUAGGGGAACAAUUGGUACAUUGCCUCGAUGCGGAUGGGGUGAAGUUGAUUUUGACUUUGACUGAAGAAUGUCUACGAUCACCAGAGAAAGAAACUUUCCAAGCUGCUCAUGCAUUCAUCCUCGCUCUUAUCCAAUCCGCUUCCUCUACCUUGGAUAAUAAAACCGACCAAAAAGCUUUCUUCGAAGCCAUAUUGAAAUACUACGCUCUUAUUCUUAUCAAACAAUUGUCCAAAGGUCGGAUACCCACCGACGACUUUAUCUCCGCUUAUGUCAUUUUGGUUCAAUCGGCCGCCCAGUCUUCUGACUCAGACCAUAUCUACUAUCUCAUCAAUCUUCUCGAUAAUGUGGAUGAAGGAUCUAUGAUCAAAACGAGAAUUGCCAUUUUGCCACAUGUACCCAUAUCCGAUCUUGUGGGAUAUUUGGAUAAGUUGGGAAAAAGUAUUUCGGCCAUACGUCAUACUCCUGAGAAUCACGAUGAGAGUAAAGCUGAGAAUAGAUCAGUUGGUGAAGGUGUGAGAACGGGUGGAGAUGAAGUAGGUGAAUUGUUCAAGGUUAUAUCUGGUGGUUUGAGUGAUGAGGGGAAACAUAUUGGGAUGAAGUGUAAUGUAGAGGACUCGUACCAAGCGAUACUGGGGUUGCAUUUUUGGAAUACUUGUUAUGGUGGAGAUUCCGAACCUGAUCAAUAUCCUCCCGGACCAUCAAGAAUACCCUAUCAACCUCCAUCAUCUUCCCAACACUACUUCAACAAAGCAAAUCCAUCCUCCACCGUCCAUCCUUCUUCCCUUACUCACAAUGUGAAAUCAUCACUUCACUCUCAUUCGACAAUCUCCACAACCACUUAUGAAUCUCUCCUUAAAUCCCACCAUGUCCAAUCGACGACUAAGGAUCGUCCACAAUUGGGUCACUCGCAUUUACUCACAACUAACAAACCUAUCAAAACCCGUCAUUCAGCUAAACUCCUUCGACAACAACUUCAACUUCUUUCCAGAGGACAUUUCUCUUCAAUCGAUCAUUUAUUCUCUACGAUAUUGAAUGAUAGACAAUUGAAUUCAUUUUCAAGAUUAGAAUUACAUGUUUUAUUACAUUGUUUGUUAAGUCAGACUAAAGGUUCUAGAUUGGCUAUACAAGCUAUCACUUUAUAUCUUCAAACCUAUUGUUCAUCUUCACCAUCUCUACCCUCUCCACAAUCUUUACCGUCUUCACCAUCUUUACCGUCUUCACCGUCUAUUUCUACUUCACUCCCUUCCUCCAUUUCUUCUUAUGAGAUCAGGAAAGAGUUUUCUUCUUCGGUACGUCAUGAUCUUUCUUCUACACUGCAUUAUUAUUUGACCAAUCAGAUACCACCACUUCUUUACUCUGCUAGAAAUAUCAUAUCACCUAAAACACUGAACCGUAUUAUGAAAAACCUCAAACCUGUCAAUCUCACCGUACCCCCUCCUCCCUCAUCUUCCCCUCAACUGAACCCUACCAAACAUCUUACUAGACUUUUCGAUUUAUUGGUUGUAAUGGAACAAACCCGACAAUGUCGCCCGGCCGAAUUAUACGAAGCGGUGAUUAGACAAUGUUGUGUGGAGAAUAGACCAGAUCUUGCUGCUAAGUUAUACGUCGAAUGGGUUGAAGAUUGGGUGACACAACUUGGAUCUUCCACAACUUCCUCUUCAUAUCCAGAAACGAAUCUUUCAACUAUUUCCCCGGCUUCGUCAUCUCUUAACACUUCCUCAUUAAACUCCAUGUCGACUUCCCCCGGACGGUCGGAUCUCAAUGCAAAUGAGGAGAAAAAUCAGAUCGGAGAAAAAGAAAGAAGGAAACCUCCUGAUCAUGUGAAAUCAUGGUGGAAACCACUUCGUACUUGGCGACUUCCAGGAGAAGUAGUUUCACCUCUUGGACGACUCGAUUUAUGGCAUCCACAAAAUCUUUCAAUAGGUUCUAAAAUGCGUAGUUUUCCUUAUCCUCUUUUCACACCACCAUCAUCUCCAAUACCAGAACCGCACGAGAAAUUCAUUUCUAUAAUCCUUUCUUCCCUCAAAACAAAUCCAGAUGAAAAUUCGCAUCAUCAUUUCAUCUCAUCCUCUCGUGCUCUCGCCAUUUUAGGAACGACAAUUUUAUCUCGUACAACCCCCGUCCCAUCUCUUGGAAGAAUAGUCAAGAAGUUGAAUCAAGUACCCCUUUAUCCUCCCGUAUAUCCUGAUAAUGUCGAUAUCACCAAUAUCGACAAGUCUGAUAGAUGGGCUUAUGAAGCUUAUACUCAAGCACAUUUAGCAUUACAAUCUCUUAUAUUUUCACCACCUAUGUCAGGAGCUUCUCUUCGACAUUUAUCGGAAAUGCGAAAACAAUUGAAUUCUCCCUCAAAAUCAGAGACUCUCUUUCUGGAAGAUACUACCGGACAGAUGAUGGAGAAGGAGAGAAGAUACGAUUUAGGUGCAUUAGGUUUUUCAGAAUGUGUAUUCUUGGUUGAAUACGCUUUGAGACAACUUCGUGCUCCGAAGAUACUUGGAAAACUUAUGGAAUAUGUGGGAAAGGCUUUCAAACCUGUCGAAUCACCACAACUGCAUAAUGCUAUAUUGAGAGGUGGGACUAUACUCCGGGAUCCGAGUGUUUCCAGGGAGGUUCAAAAAGGAUUGUUUUCGAGAUCUUUCGAACCUGAUUUUGUUUCCAAGCGGAGUCAAAUCGUGGCAUCGGGCAAUAAGAAUUCGUCUGAAACUUCCAACAAAGCGAUUGAACCUUUUGUUCCACGGGUAGAAGAGACUUCAGUUGACUCAUUAACUCCAGUCUCUCCAGAUUCUCGAACUACUACCCUCUUUCAAUCAAGAGUCAGCAGCUCUUCAGACUUAGCCAAUAUUUCGAAUAUCAGUUCAUCCUCAUCCAACCCUAUACCUCCUACCUCAAACGUCCCCGAGCCAGACGUAACUUUCGACCUCGGACCAUCCGAACCGAACCAACAUUCGCUCAUCGCCCUCUUUUCUCACUUAUCAUCCACCAGUCAAUUUUCCCGUAUCGAAACUCUCAUUUAUCGUCUUUUACCCUUUCUCGACACACGUAAAUACCCUCCCACCCUAGCUCCAUCUCUCCGUCCAAAAAUCGAACACCUCAGUCCCGGUCUAUACGUUUCCAUCCUUUCCGCCUUGCAAAAAUGUCAUAAACCCGGUUUAGCCCAAAGAGUCUUUUCCCUCGGUCUUCGUGCUGAUGAACAAUGGGCGAUACAACGUCCCACUCCCCCCAUUCGGAACAAACAAGAUCGACGGUCUACGUAUAUGUAUGGACAGGAAUUACCCAUACAUGCGUUUACGUCAAUGUUGCUCAUUUGGGCUGACGAGGGAAAAGGUAGAAUAAAACAUUUGACUAGACCAUUAGGAUGGUAUGUGGAGGGAAUGGAGGGAAAGGAGAAGAUGAGUAGAGCGGAAGCUGCUCCUGAAUUGGCUUUGUGGACUUAUGGACAAGCUAGAAAGAGAUGGGAAGAAGGGGGAGGGGUAAAACCUGAUGAAAGGUUUUUCAACGCGAUGAUUGAUUCUUGUGCGGGUAGAUGGGGUCUGAGGAGUCGACCCAGGUAUCAUUCACGAGAUCCGAGUGUUGGACCUUGGCGAGAAUCAACUGAUCGUCAAUUAUCAGAAAUGAAUCAUUUUGGUGUACGGAAUAUGAUCGAUGGAAUGAAAUAUUCGAGUCACAUUGGUUCGUCCAGAGACAGAGACAGAGGGGGAGACAGAGGGGAAAGAUUGUUGAGAGAAAAAAGAACAAGGGAAGAGAUAAUGUGGGCAAGAAAGACGAAUUUAUGGGGAAGGGAAUCAGAUGGGAGAAGAAUAAAUUUGGAAUCACAAAGAAGAUAUAAAGAAGAAAUGGAAUGUGUCAUUUUUGACAUGCAAGAAUGGGGUAUUGAAGUACCUAUCGGUUUGUUGAAACAUAUGGACAUUUGGGGAGUUGAGACUUCUUCGGAUUCGUCGGUACAUAUGGGGUUACAGAGAAGAGAAGAAAUAUGGAAGAGUUGGAAAAUACCUGUUAAGAUGACUAAAAGUUUACAAGCUCCAAGGGAAUUUUCAGCUGAAUUAGCUUUGAUGCAAGUGGGUUGGAUGGAACAAUUAGAGAGGAUGGGGGUUUUGGAUGCAUGA